Podarcis lilfordi (Lilford's wall lizard) is the source of this 1523-nucleotide messenger RNA. The record is from the annotation of a GenBank genome assembly. NCBI's taxonomy places the organism in Eukaryota, Metazoa, Chordata, Lepidosauria, Squamata, Lacertidae.
AUGAAGUUGGCUCUGCUCUUCACCCUCUUGCUGCUGCUGCGCCUUCUGCCUUGGGGCGUGACCCAGAGCACGGCCCCUGCUCCCACCGAAGACCCCUUGAUGCUGAACGAGACCAACGGAUCGAUGUGCGCCCAGUGGCUGUACGGGACGGAGCCGCCGCAGGUGGAAGCUUUCCAGUGCGCGGGGCAACCCGACGGCGCCGAAGUCAAGUUCUGCUGCGGGACCUGCGACCAGACGCGCAAUUGCUCCUUCGAAGAGCUCGCCGAGGGCUCCACUGCGCGCCCCACCGACCGCGGCCCAGAGCCCUGCCCUCCUUUAUCUACACUGACAUGUAAGGCGGCCACCUCUCGCCAUUUCUUAGCACCUGGAGUGGCCACUACCUGGGCAUAGCUGUCAACGUUUUCCUUUUUUUAAAGGGAAACUCCCUUAUUCCGAAUAGGAUUCUUCGCAAGAAAAGGGAAAUGUUGACAGCUAUGUACCUGGGACUAGGUCUGCACGCACACCUGCCGUUCUGUCUCUUUUAGACACGGGUCCCCCGCUCCCUUUCGGUCUAUUGCUCUCUUCUCCGCCCUUGAACUGGGGAUGCGGAUCAGAGGCUCCACUCCACGGGGAGGGCACCUUCGAAACCCCUUCCGCCUCUCCAAGAAGGCUGCGCGCUUUCGUUGGGAGGCUGGGAACGGGAACUCUCUUAGGGUGAAGCCCAGCUGGCAGAAAACCUGGGGGGAGGGCAAGAAGGCCUUCGAAGGUGCUUCAAAGGGGUCGUGUGGGCCCAGUCUUAUACUACACUAAGUCUUUAAGUGCCUGAAAACUCUGGGUUGCCACGGGCGGACUAGCUUGCUGACGACUCUGCAAGUAGCUCUGAAAGGCUUGGGCAAGAUUUGUAAACGGGGUGGGGGCCGGCGACUUCUCUCGGCGAAGUCCGGGGAGUCCUAAUUUCUAGGCCGCUCCCGUGUGAGACGCGGGGGGGGGGGGGGUUAGCCUGAGAUACUCUACCUCACAUGCUAGCCAUACUCGCCCCCCGGCGUUUUGGUUAAAAUCCCCCACUCGAUUCCUGGGGUGUCCAGUUUGUACCCUUGAGCAGAACAAUCAAGCAAAUGGGUAACAGAACCAGCACUUAUCAUUGUCUUUCUUUUUUCCCAGUCUGGGUGAGGAUGCUCUGGUUCUCUGCAGGCAUUUUUGUUACUUUGGUAGUCCACUGGGGUUUUCCCCGCACUCGCGGAAGAUUUUGGCAGAGGAAGGCAAACACCCGUGAAAGACAGGAUGAGAGCGACCUAGAGGCCGGCUCUUCUCUGAGACCCCGUGAGCACCGUGGCUCCUCCACUGCCUACUCCAGAUCGGCUCCACCGUCGCCUGCUGGUGCAGCGCGUCUUCCAGGUUCCCGUGGCCGUCCUGCUGCUGCAUCCAGCAACGCACCGAGUGUCCAGCCCCAAGCUGGGAAUGAGAGAAUCCCACUCCGAAUUGAGCCUUCUCCCUUGCUGCCGAACCCGGGCGGCAGAAGACCCCGGGCUCGGUCCACCUAUUAG